AUGCCGUCAACACACAAAAGGGAGAAGCCCUGGGAUACUGAUGAUAUCGAUAAGUGGAAGAUUGAAGCAUUUACGCCCGCCGACAAUACUGCCGGAACAUUCACCGAAGAAUCCUCCUUCGUAACUCUCUUCCCCAAAUACCGUGAAGUCUAUCUGCGAGAAGCAUGGCCACUUAUCACACGCUCGCUCGAAAAGUCUGGCAUCGCCUGUACACUUGAUUUGGUUGAGGGUUCUAUGACGGUGAAAACCACGCGAAAGACAUAUGAUCCCGCUUCAAUUCUCAACGCCCGAGAUCUGAUUAAGUUGCUCGCAAGGAGUGUGCCCGCACCCCAAGCCGUCAAGAUAUUAGACGAUGGAGUUGCUUGCGACAUAGUCAAGAUUCGGAAUCUGGUGCGGAAUAAAGAGCGCUUCGUCAAGAGGCGGCAGAGGAUAUUAGGCCCCAAUGGUAGCACAUUAAAGGCACUGGAGCUUCUUACAGAAUGCUACUUAUUAGUCCAAGGAAACACUGUGGCGGCAAUGGGACCCUAUAAGGGCUUGAAAGAAGUACGGCGGAUCAUCGAAGAUUGCAUGGCCAACAUCCACCCUAUCUACCACAUCAAAGAGCUUAUGAUCAAGAGAGAGCUGGCCAAGGACCCUGAACUAGCGGGCGAGAGCUGGGAUCGGUUCCUGCCGCAUUUCAAGAAGAGGAAUCUAAGCAAGAGACGCGUCCCACACAAGGUCGCGGACAAGAGCAAGAAGGUUUACACGCCUUUCCCUCCACCGCAAGAGAAGAGCAAGGUGGAUCUGCAGAUCGAGACUGGAGAAUAUUUCCUGGGUAAACAAGCUAAGGAGCGGGUUGCUCGGGAAGAGCGAUUGGACAAGCAGAAGGAGAAGAAGAAGGAGAAGCUGAAGGAGAGGGAGAAGGAGUUUGUUGCGCCGAAGGAAGAGAAAGAGAAGAAGAAGCGGAAGCGGGAUAAGGGCGACGGCGAGGACGAAGGAGUUAAGAAAGACAAGAAAAAGAAGAAGCGGAAGGAGGUUGAGGUUGAGGCCGAGGAGGAUUGA
Molecule: messenger RNA, 1041 nt
Organism: Venustampulla echinocandica
Lineage: Eukaryota; Fungi; Ascomycota; Leotiomycetes; Helotiales; Pleuroascaceae
Product: KRR1 small subunit processome component
Exons: 2
Coding region: 1-1041 (346 amino acids)
Cellular component (GO): small-subunit processome; nucleolus
Molecular function (GO): RNA binding
Source: RefSeq, a predicted model, not a curated record